AUCAUAUAGAUGAUCAUAAAACAAGUCUAGAAGGUUUAAUUGACUAUUUUGAUCAAUUUAUAGAAUGCUUUCAAGAUCAUACUAUAAGUGCAAAUUAUCUUUCUACUGGUGCUGUUUUAAUCGAAUAUAAUAAAAACCUUUGUCAUAAUAAAUCAAAAGAGGGGACUGAAUAUAUUAUUCCAUUAAAUACAAAUUAUCAUGAAUAG
This is a messenger RNA of Racocetra persica, 206 nucleotides long. Lineage: Eukaryota; Fungi; Glomeromycota; Glomeromycetes; Diversisporales; Gigasporaceae. The record is from the annotation of a GenBank genome assembly.